This is a messenger RNA of Malurus melanocephalus (red-backed fairy wren), 4649 nucleotides long. RefSeq names its product RIC1 homolog, RAB6A GEF complex partner 1 (gene RIC1). The coding region runs from base 272 to 4543 and encodes 1423 amino acids. Gene Ontology annotation, cellular component: Golgi membrane; Ric1-Rgp1 guanyl-nucleotide exchange factor complex; cytosol. Gene Ontology annotation, biological process: intracellular protein transport; retrograde transport, endosome to Golgi. The record is from RefSeq and is a predicted model, not a curated record. The transcript has 26 exons. NCBI's taxonomy places the organism in Eukaryota, Metazoa, Chordata, Aves, Passeriformes, Maluridae. Gene Ontology annotation, molecular function: protein binding.
AGGCCGCCCGGCCCUCGCCCAGCCCGCAUUCUCCUCCGCCCCCGGCGGCUGUGGCUCUUUGCCGUCCCGGCACCGGCGACGGCGGCCCCAGCGUCGGGGAGACCUCAGUCCCCCGUCCCCGGUGGUGCUGAGCUCAGGAGUCCCGUCGCUGUGCCGGUGAUUAUGCGUGGUCGGCUGCGGACCCUGCAUCUCUCCUUCGGCUGAUGCCCCCGCUGUCCCCUCGUCUAGGCUAGAGCAGGUUGAGCGCCAGCACCUCGGGAAAUCUUCAGCCAUGUAUUUCCUCAGCGGCUGGCCCAAGAGGCUCUUGUGUCCUCUGGAGUCCCUGGAGCAACCGCUUCACAUCCAGACGGAUCCCCAGAGAGCUUUCUUCGCAGUUUUGUUCCCAUCUCAGCUAAGCAUCUGGUACUGCAGACCCAGCGUAUUAAUCGUAAGCUACAAGGAACUUGCAAAAGCAGCUUCUCAGUUUGGACCUUACAAGCRAGCAGAAUGGCGGCCUGACAGCACAAUGAUAGCUGUUUCAACUGCAAAUGGAUACAUCUUAUUUUUUGAAAUCCCAUCAGCAAGAGACAAGUAUCUUUAUGAGCCAAUAUAUCCCAAAGGAAGCCCACAUCUGAAGGGAACCCCACAUUAUAAGGAAGAACAAUGUGCUCCUUCAUUAAAUCUAGAAAUGAAGAAAGUACUGGACUUGCAAGCCUCUAUCACAAGUUUGCAGUCCAUGUUAGAGGAUCUACUUGUUGCUACUGCUGAUGGAUUUCUACAUCUCAUUCACUGGGAUGGUCUGACCAAUGGAAGGAAGGCCAUCAACCUGUGUACAGUUCCAUUUUCCGUGGAUCUGCAGUCUUCUCGAGCAGGUUCACUUUUGGGUUUUGAAGAUGUUUACAUCAGAGAUAUGGAAUACUGUGCCACGCUUGAUGGCUUUGCUGUUGUUUUUAAUGAUGGCAGAGUUGGUUUCAUUACACCAAUGUCAAGUAGAUUCACUGCUGAGCAGCUCCAUGGUGUUUGGGCACAAGAUGUAGUUGAUGGAACUUGUGUGGCAGUGAAUAACAAAUACAGGCUAAUGGCGUUUGGAUGUGCCAAUGGCUCUGUGCAGGUUUAUACGAUAGAUACCACCACUGGCRCCAUGCAGUUUUCUCAUAAAUUGGAACUGACACCAAAACAAUAUCCUGAUAUUUGGAAUAAAACAGGACCCGUUAAACUAAUCAGAUGGUCACCUGAUAGCUGUGUUGUGAUGGUGACCUGGGAAUGUGGAGGUUUGUCGUUAUGGAGUGUUUUUGGUGCUCAGCUUAUCUGUACUUUAGGAGGUGAUUUUGCGUAUCAGUCUGAUGGUGCCAAAAAGGACCCUCUAAAGAUCAAUUCCAUGACCUGGGGAUCAGAAGGAUAUCAUCUCUGGGUUAUUGAGGGGAGUUCUUCUUCAAACAUGAAAUCUGCAAGAAAUGCAAAUAAUGAAGCUCGCCAAUUUGGUAUUCUGCAGUUUCAGUUUAUCAAGAGUGCACUCACUGUUAAUCCAUGUAUGAGCAACCAGGAACAAGUCCUCCUUCAAGGAGAAGAUCGCUUAUAUUUGAACUGUGGAGAUGCAGCACAGACUCAGAAUCCCAGAAAUACAUCGGCACACUCUGAACAUAACCAUAGCAGGGAAAGAGGCCCAUUUUCAGAUGGCAGUUUAGAUUCUCAGGGUUUAAGCACUUUACUAGGACACCGGCAUUGGCAUGUUGUACAGAUUCAUAGUACAUAUCUAGAGAGCAACUGGCCUAUUAGGUUUUCAGCUAUUGACAAGCUUGGACAAAAUGUAGCUGUCGUUGGCAAGUUUGGUUUUGCACAUUAUUCUUUACUCACCAAAAAAUGGAAGCUGUUUGGAAACAUUACCCAGGAGCAAACUAUGAUGGUAACAGGUGGUUUAGCAUGGUGGAAUGACUUCAUUGUUCUUGCAUGUUAUAAUUUAAAUGAUCAUCAGGAAGAGCUGAGAAUCUACCUGCGAACGUCUAACCUUGACAAUGCGUUUGCACACAUCACCAAAGUGCAAGCAGACACAUUACUACUGAGUGUCUUCCGGGACAUUGUGAUAUUGUUCAGAGCAGAUUGUUCCAUUUGCCUUUACAGUAUUGAGAAAAGGUCUGAGGGUCUUAACCCUACUGCCAGUAUCCAAAUUCUUCAAGAAGUAUCCAUGUUGCGGUACAUUCCUCAUCCUUUUCUUGUAGUGUCUGUUACGUUGACAUCAGUGAGAACAGAGACUGGCAUCACCUUGAAGAUGCCUCAGCAGGCUUGUGAAGCCGAAAGUAUUAUGCUUAACUUGGCAGGACAACUCAUCAUGUUGCAAAGGGAUCGAUCUGGACCCCAGAUACGAGAUAAAGAUAAUAAUCCUAAUCAAAGAAAGCAUCUGCCAUUUUGUGCUCCAGUUGUCCUAGCCCAGUCUGUUGAAAAUGUAUGGACUACUUGCAGGAUUAACAAACAGAAACGCCACUUAUUGGAGGCUCUGUGGCUCAGCUGUGGUGGGGCAGGUAUGAAAGUCUGGCUUCCCCUGUUUCCCAGAGAUCAUCGAAAACCGCAUUCCUUUCUGUCAAGACGGAUCAUGCUGCCUUUCCACAUCAACAUAUACCCAUUGGCUGUUUUGUUUGAAGAUGCCUUGGUUCUUGGUGCUGUUAAUGACACUGUGCUCUAUGACUGUUUAUACACUCAAACCAGUGCUAGAGAACACUUAGAGGUUCUCUUUCCUUUCUCCAUUGUUGAGAGAACCUCUCAAAUCUACCUCCAUCACAUUUUACGCCAGCUCUUGGUUAGGAACCUCGGUGAACAAGCCUUGCUUUUGGCCCACUCCUGUGCCACAUUACCAUACUUUCCUCAUGUACUAGAGCUGAUGCUUCAUGAAGUGCUGGAAGAAGAAGCUACCUCGCGGGAACCCAUUCCCGACCCUCUCCUUCCCACUGUGGCGAAGUUCAUUACAGAAUUCCCCCUCUUCCUGCAGACAGUUGUUCAUUGUGCUAGGAAGACAGAAUAUGCCCUGUGGAAUUACCUUUUUGCUGCUGUUGGAAACCCGAAGGACUUAUUUGAAGAAUGCUUAAUGGCCCAGGACUUGGACACAGCUGCCUCUUACCUUAUUAUCCUACAGAAUAUGGAAGUUCCAGCAGUUAGCAGACAACAUGCUACUCUCCUGUUUAAUACUGCCUUAGAGCAGGGAAAGUGGGAUCUCUGUCGUCAUAUGAUUAGAUUUCUUAAAGCCAUUGGCUCUGGAGAAACAGAAACACCCCCAGCGACACCAACAACUCAGGAACCUAGUUCAAGUGGUGGUUUUGAAUUCUUCAGGCAUCGCAGCAUUAGUUUAUCCCAAUCAGCUGAGAAUCUCCAUAGCAAGUUUAAUUUGACAAAAACAUUGAGUAUGCCCUCUGGCCCAUCUGGAAAGAGGUGGAGCAAAGACAGCGACUGUGCUGAAAACAUGUACAUUGACAUGAUGCUCUGGCGGCAUGCUCGGCGUCUGCUGGAGGAAAUCAAGCUGAAAGACCUUGGCUGCUUUGCUGCACAAUUAGGCUUUGAGCUGAUUGGCUGGUUGUGCAAGGAGAGAGCCAGAGCUGCCCGUGUGGAGGAUUUUGUAUGUGCUUUGAAAAAACUACACAAGGAUUUCCUCUGGCCAUUUCCAGUUAUACCAGCUUCAUCCAUUAAUUCCCCUUUCAAGAAUGGAAAGUACAAAACAGCCAUGGGGGAGCAACUGCUAAAAUCUCAGUCUGCAGACACCUUUGUAAACAUGGAAAUGGACACAGGGGUUUCAAACACACCUCGCAGUCGCAGCUGGCUUGGUACUAUUAGCUCCUCUCAGAGAGAGAUUGAUACUGUUUCAUCCCAUGGACCACAUAUGCAAGAUGCAUUCCUUUCUCCUUUGUUAAGUAAAGUGUCUUUGAUAGGUGAUGAAUGCAGCAUUGGUUCAGCAACAGACCUGACUGAAACAAGUUCUAUGGUGGAUGGUGACUGGACCAUGGUGGAUGAAAACUUCUCCAGUCUGAGUUUAACUCAGUCAGAGCUUGAGCAGCUCUCUCUAGAACUGGCCAGUAAAGGGCCACACAAGUCACAGGUGCAGCUGCGGUACUUGCUACAUAUCUUCAUGGAAGCAGGAUGUCUGGAUUGGUGUGUUGUCAUAGGCCUUAUUCUCAGAGAAUCUUCAGUUAUCAACCAGGUUUUCAGUGUCAUGCAGUCCUCUGAUAUUGAUGGAGAAAUCUGCCAGAAUAUCAGGACUGGCCUAGAUGCUGUCGACAAAUGGGCUUCUACAGAUUGCCCUGGGUACAAGCCAUUUCUAAAUAUCAUCAAACCACAGAUCCAGAAACUAAAUGAAAUAGUGGAAGAGCAAGUACAACCUGAAGCGUUUCAGCCAGUGAAUCCAUCUAAGGUUCCUGAACAAGCAAACCCAAGAGCUGAGGAAAGCAGGACGUCAUCCAGCCAUGGCACUAAUCCUCAGAGUGAUGCUGGCAGCAACAAUGCAAGCAGACAUGAAGAGGACAAGGCUAAGACAGAGGAUGAGGACUCAUUCCAGGAAGGCAGUUAUGACUGUGUUGUGUCUUAAAUGGAAGGUGAACUUCCCAAGCAUCAGGUGUGAAAGGAAGCAAACCAGCUCUUAGAUAUGCUUCCGUGUUUUGCAUUUGUACUCUUUUUAAUUUUGUUUGUUUGUU